UAACGUGGACACAGAGAAAUUGUGUGAUUAUUUCUCGGCAUAUCUCGGAGAAUACAGGAAUGUGCUUUCUGCCCUGGAAGCCCUCAACUCUGCAGUCCUGGUGGCCAUGGACAAAACCAAGCUGAGGUACGAGACCUCCUCGAAGAUGGAGCAGUUCCUGACCCGUUUCCUGCUGCGGGAAACCAUGCACCAGCUGCAGUCGCUGCAGACCUCGCUCGAGUGUGCUGUGGACACCGUGGAGGAGCAGGCAGGACGGGAGAGAAAGGACAUAAAGAAAUCUGAGACCUCAGUUGGCCUGAGGUCAGGGAGACGAUGUGGGCGCAGAGGACAGAAGAACGUCUGUCUGUCUCCGACGGACCCCUAUUCUGGGAUGCUAACGACAGGCAUUUGUGUUGAAGACAACAGCCAGUGGAUGGCACAGAUCAAUAGGCUCCAGCAGCUCAUCGAGAAACUGGAGUGCAAGAGCCCACGCCUGGAGCCGCUGAAGGAUGAAGCGAUGUGCAAAGGAAGAGAUGCACACAUCCUGGUGGCGAAACGACAGAUCUCGGUGGCAGCAAGCAGCAUUGAGGAGUUUCGCCAGGCAUUCAGGUCCUACACAGAGGUCACCGCCGGGCAGAGCAGCUGCCUGCACGUGUCCGCCUGCAAGCUGACAGACGAGGCCUGCUUCAUCCUUUAUGAGUUCUGGGAGGACGUGACUUCGUGGCGGAGCCACUUGCAGUCCAGCUGCAGCAAGACUUUCCAGCGCUCCAUCAUCAGCCUGCUGGAGUCCCCGGAGCUGCUGACCACCAUGCUCUUCCCAGCAUCCUGGUGGAUCAUGAACAACAACUGA
Molecule: messenger RNA, 829 nt
Organism: Cariama cristata (Red-legged seriema)
Lineage: Eukaryota; Metazoa; Chordata; Aves; Cariamiformes; Cariamidae
Product: N-terminal EF-hand calcium-binding protein 3-like
Exons: 10
Biological process (GO): regulation of amyloid precursor protein biosynthetic process
Cellular component (GO): Golgi cis cisterna; endoplasmic reticulum; cytoplasm
Source: RefSeq, a predicted model, not a curated record